Syngnathoides biaculeatus (alligator pipefish) is the source of this 4926-nucleotide messenger RNA. Its product is annotated as pleckstrin homology domain-containing family G member 3-like. Bases 946 to 4365 code for a protein of 1139 amino acids. NCBI's taxonomy places the organism in Eukaryota, Metazoa, Chordata, Actinopteri, Syngnathiformes, Syngnathidae. The record is from RefSeq and is a predicted model, not a curated record. Gene Ontology annotation, molecular function: guanyl-nucleotide exchange factor activity. The transcript is spliced from 16 exons.
ACAGCAACCGGUUAUGUACGGAGACGUCAAGGCAUGAUUCGCUCGAAAUGAUGACUCGGGAGCUGGGCCACGUGACUCAUUCGGGAAGCGUUUUGAACUUUAGGGUACAUCUUGUGUUUUGGCUUCCAUCAGUUAUUUGCGAGGGUUUAAAAGAUGGAAGCAGUGUUUUCCGCUGUUCGGGGAGUGCUUUGUCUUGAUCAGUUCUUUUAGAGACUGCGUCGGGUGACGCUCGACGGCGGCGUCCAGAAUUUGGCCCUUUGCGACCCCCGUGGAGAUUUGGUCCAUAACGUCAAAUCAGCGAAAGUCAUUUCUUGUAUUUUGAUGACACGCAAAGAUAAUGUGUGCGCUUUUAUGGAAGACGAUAGAAAUCUGAGAUAUGAUGACGAGUUGGAUAAUCAAUGAACGUGGCCCAGAGCUAAAGGCCACUGUCAAGCGUGCGCGUCACUUUUGAGUGGCCUUUUACUGCGGGCGGCGCAGCUGUCCAAUGCCAAAGGCGGGCGAAGACUGCACCGGUCGACCACGUGCGACCGUCCGCCCUCAGGUCGCCGUCGCCGACUCCAACGGGCGAUCGGUUGCGAGGCGGCGACGUGUCCGCCUGGCCCUGAGUGCCGGUGGGAAAUCUGUCUUGGGCGGCGUGGGGGAAGCUCGAUUUCAUCGAGUGUGAGCGCCUCGUGAUGCUAACGACUUGAGAAAUUGGGCUCCGUUUGCACAUUUUCCCAUCGGGUUGCGCUCACGUUUGUUGCCAGAGGCCACCCACGAUCGCCACGUCCCUUGCGUUCGCGUUCGGGUCCGAGCGAGAUGAGCGCAUUUGAAAAUGAACCCCGACGGUCGGGUCGCGGUUGUCGCAGGUUCAGAGGCCGCGGCGCCCUCUGCAGGACACCGCGUGAAGUGCGCAUCCAUCGCCAAAGCGCGACCUUUGAUUUGACGGAAUGUUGAAAUGUGCGCAUGCGCAAGGGCGGCGGUGGCGAUCGCUCAAGUCGACGUGACGAGCGCCGCGGACCGACUUCUUGUGGGCUUUCUUGGCCAGGGCGACUCAGUGUGGUUCGGGUCCCCGCGGGGGCGCCAGUGAGCCCGACCUCCGUCAUGGCGCCGACGUACCUGGACCGCGUGGUCUCGGAGAUCAUCGAGACGGAGAGGACGUACGUCAGAGACCUGCGGAUGAUUGUGGAGGACUACCUGGCGCACAUCAUCGAUCGGGCGGACCUGAGCGUCCGUCCGGAGCAGGUCUGCUUCCUCUUCGGGAACAUCGAGGACAUUUACGAAUUCAACAGCGAGCUGCUUCAGGAUCUGGACCUGUGCCAGCGGGACGCCGUGGCCGUGGCCAGGUGCUUCGUCACGAAGAGCGAGUACUUUGACAUCUACACUCAGUAUUGCACCAAUUACCCAAACUCGGUGGCGGCGCUGACCGACUGCUCGCAGGACCAAAGCCUUGCCGUCUUCCUGCGGGAGCGCCAGGCCGCCUCCGAGCGACCGCUGCCGUUGGGCUCGUACCUGCUCAAACCCGUCCAGAGGAUCCUCAAGUACCACCUGCUGCUCCAGGUGGGGCCCGUUGGCUUCCUUCGAGCAAGGAGAACAACCGGCUGCUCCAUUUUUUGUGAUGUGCAGGAAAUCGCCAAGCACUUUGACCCCGAGGAGGAAGGCUACGAGGUGGUGGAGGAGGCCAUCGUCACCAUGACCAGCGUGGCCUGGUACAUCAACGACAUGAAGCGCAAGCACGAGCACGCCGUCAGGCUGCAGGAGGUUCAGUCGCUGCUGCUGAACUGGAAAGGUCCGGACCUGACCACGUACGGCGAGCUGGUCCUGGAGGGCGCCUUCAAGGUCCACCGGGCCAAACACGAGCGGACGCUCUUCCUGUUGGAGCGCGUGCUGCUCAUCACCAAACGCCGCGGCGAGCACUACGUCUACAAGGAGCACAUUUCGUGCUCCGCGCUGAUGCUGAUCGAGAGCGCCAAAGACAGUUUGAGCUUCAGCGUGACUCACUACAAGCAACCCAAGCAGCCGCACACCUUGCAGGCCAAAUCCGCGGACGAGAAGAAGAUGUGGGCCCAACACAUCAAACGCAUCAUUCUGGAAAACCACCACGACAUCAUCCCGCAGAAGGCCAAGGACACCAUCUUCAAUUCCAGAUAUCCUUCCGGGCAUCGCUACUGCCCGGAGAAGCUCAACAAAGUUCCGUCCUGUUGGAGCGGCCAGGUUCCACGUCGACGCUCGGCAGACGUGAUGGAGAGAAUUGAGUUGAGUGCCAAAGGGCAACCGGGCGUGGCCGCCAAGGAGACGGAGAGAAGCGACGAGGAGUCCGAUGGAGAAAGUGGGCUCGCUGAGGGGGAGGAGCCUGCAGGACCCCAGGCAGCUCGCGAACAAGUCAGUCCGUGUCCACCUUGGGACGAGCGACCGCCAACGUCGGAGACGUCCACAGAAGAGGAAGCUCCGGCCUCUCGACUUCCUCGAGAGUCCCGCCCAUUGUCUGAGCAAGCCGGGUCAGAGGGCCCGACAGCUGCCCGAGUCUCGGUGUUGCCCGCCAGCCCAGAGUCGGAAUCCAAACCCGGAAGUAGCGGAGAAUCUUCUGAAGACGAGGACAGCGAGAAGGAAGAGGACGGAAACGGCAGCAUUCUCCCUCCGUCCGUCCUGGACAAGGCGGGCGCGAUCGCACACUUUGGCAGCACGAAGCAAGGCGUUCCGGGCCAGGAUGACGUCUGGUCUCCGGGAGCUUCGCCACGGUUACCCGUCGGCACCAGAGCUCACCUCGCUUUUAGCGCUAAGCACGCCGGAGACGGAGACGGACUUGGACCCGGACGGUCUUCGCCGCUCGACAGCGUGGCCUCGGAUCUGAGCCAAGCCGACCGUACGCUCCUGUCUCCUCGCUUUGACGAGGAAAGCGGUGUUCUGCCGCCGAGGCGAGACUCGACCCUUUCCAGUCGGGACCAACUUCUCAUCGGGAAGAUCAAGAUGUACUACGAGAACGCCGAGAACCAGGCAGGCGGCUUGGGACUCCGGCGUAGGGAGAGUCUGACGUACAUCCCCGCAGGCCUCGUGAAGACUUCGGUCACCCGCCUCAACAGCAUCCCCGCCCGGAGCGAGCCCCUGCCUCCGGCUCUGGACUCGAGUUCACUUCUGGCAAAUUCCAAAGUUACCAUGGGCUCCGGUGACGCUUUAGAUGGUCAGAGAAGUGCAAAUCCCCCAACUUCUGGGUUCUCCCAGUCCAGGCUGCAAAGGCAACCGAACGCCGAGGACGAAGACUUCAGACCGUCCAGCGAAAUGGUCGAGGUCUGGCAAACGAUGGAAAAACAACUCGCCGGGACUCCCCGCCUUUCCGAAAGACUUCCAAAGGAGGGAGCUCAGUCGGACCCGGACUUUGUCUCACGGGAGACCGCCGCCGCCUGGCCCCUCGGACACAAAGCCAACAACGUGACCCAGGCGGCACGCUCGACGGUUCCUCCCGGUGUUCUCGGAGCUCAACUUCCUCAAGGCGCCCGACUCGGAACACAAACCGUAGACGAGGACGCGAGUCUGACGGACGAGCGAGCGGACAGCAAGGUCCGCCGCCUGGCUCGCCGGUACAGCCAGCGCAUCAAAAGCGUCACGCCCCUUGUCAACCUGCCGGCCAAGCGGCCCUUGGACUGUGUGCCGGAGGAAAGCCCAGACGGCGGUCCCGGUCCAACUCUGUCAGCCGGACCCGUGGAUCCGGAGCCGCCGCGGAGUCCCGAGCCCGCCGGCCUCUCUCCCGGUCACGCCGGCGCUCGCAGUCCCGCCAGGGCCAUCUGCGCACCUCAGUCCGCCGAGGUCUUCGACUGGCCCGACGUGCAACAACUUCGCUCCAAGUACUCGGAGGGGAGCGGCCGUCAAGCGGCGAGCCGGAGUUCCUCCGUCCCGGAGCCAACGUUUGAUGUCGGGUCGAGGCGGCGUUCCUCGAGCGACGCGGCGCCUCGUCAGCCCAGUGCCACCGGGACCUCCGGCCGCCUCAAAUCGCACAAGGGGCUCCACAGGGCGCGUUCUCUGGACCCUCGGCUCGCGCUCAACGUUGCGGCCCGGGAAGCAGGAGAACGGUUCCCUCCGCAGCAGCUCCCGGUCACGGGGAAGCUUCCAGCGAAACCGGACGAGGCGGUCGUUGACGACGACGACGACGACGCUUACGUGGAGAUUCGCUCGCCGACCAGUCGGGAGAAGAUUUCCAUCUUGGCCGUCAUGGACCGUUGCCGGGCCUACCGGGACUCGGAGCAGUACAGACAGAGAAGCCAACUUGCUAAGACUCAGGACGGAGACGACCACAUCAAGAGCAGCGGAGACCACUUCCAAACCUCGACGGCUACUGGACAGCACAGUCUCGUGAAAAAUCUCAGAGAAAAGUUCCAGAAGCUUAACUCCUAAAACCGCUCACGCAGAGAGCCCUGUUGCAGCUUUUCUACUCGCGUGUUGAAUUGUCUGUCCAUGUACUAGUACACUCUUCGUCCUCACUCGCGCUUUUCUUUGACCCACCGGUAACACAAUUGACCCGUGUCAAGAAGCUUAAGGUCCAAGCGCUCGGACUCGGACCUCUUUGGCAUCCUUCGAGGACGACUCCGUCGGUCCUCGUGAUGGGCACGGCAGGAAUUGUUGCUCGUGAGGCGAAAGCUGAACGUUAACCGGCGCAUAUUCGACGGCUCAGUUGUCCACUCGUGUAGUUUUUUUGCCUUACGAGCAACAUGAAGUCAUUCCACCGCUUCGAGUGCGCUCCGAGGCUCGGUCGUGUGAUGUCACGUGACCGUCUGCCAGCCGUCUCCGUGGCAACAACAAACAAGUACUUCACUGCAUUUCAGGUGAUGACUUUGUUUGUUUUUCUUCUUUUAUACCACUUUGCCACUUCGGAGUAAUGUUUCAUGAAAAGUCGUCACGUUCUAAUUUAUGCACUCGAAUAUUUAUUGACCAAAUAAAACAGUGAGUGGCCUCCGG